Xyrichtys novacula (pearly razorfish) is the source of this 173-nucleotide messenger RNA. The record is from the annotation of a GenBank genome assembly. Lineage: Eukaryota; Metazoa; Chordata; Actinopteri; Labriformes; Labridae.
CCCAGAUGUUGGAUAUGGGUAUGCUGGUAACACAGAGUGGCUUGGCAUUAGGAUGCUGCAGACACAAAGAGAAGAGAAGGGUAAGAAAGAUAGAGGUGAAUCCAGGAGACGAUCGAGGAGCUAAAGGCAAGCGACAGGUGAGGAGAGAAGCAGGAGAGGGAAAGAGAAAGUAA